AUGGAGUCUAGGUACCUGCCGAAUAGCGAUACACCGAGCUUGACAAUAGACGAGCCGGACCGCCACUUGAAAGAGGCGCUGGAAAACAUCAUCACCAACCUGCCUCCUCAAGACCGUUACACUGGCAGCAAUGACGUGCUCAAAGGCCUCUGGGCAGGUCCAACUGGAUUCGCAUACCUGUUUCUCGAGGCCUCCUCGCUGUAUCCACACCUGAAGGUGGCUGGACAUCACGCCCUCACCUGGGCGCGCAGGUACAUGGAGGGCGCCAGAGGCGACCUGGGCCUCAACUCGAGGUGCGGGUUAUCGUGUGAGAAGCUGGCCUACGAGGCGGUCCAGGCAUGCAUCACCAAGGAUAUAGCCUACGUCAAUGCCUUCCUCUCUAGCCUGCCUGAGAUUCUAGGGCCGGGCGGCUGGCCGGACGAGCUUCUGCAGGGUCGUGCCGGGACGCUCUACUUGCUGCGAAUGAUCCGCCACUGGGUCCCCGACAGCGCGGUCCUGCUAGACCGGUCAAUCGACGCCGUCACCACGACCAUCUUGGCGGGAGGCCCAGAGUGGAAGUGGCACGGGACGCGUUAUCUGGGGGCUGUCCACGGUGACAUUGGCAUCGUCACACAGCUUGUCCUCACGACACCGUCGCUGGCAGGCCGCCUGGAGGGAAAGAUGAGGGAGCUGUUGGGGUUCCAGUUGGCUGGUGGGAAUUGGCCGACCUCUGUUGGCAAGACAAGUGCCUCGCUCGUGCAGUUCUGCCACGGUGCACCAGGGUUCCUGCAUUCUCUAGUCUCACUCCGGCCCUACUUCCCCGGCCUCCAGCAAGAGAUCGACGCGAGCAUUGAACAGGGCCGUCUUUGCGUUUGGAAGGAAGGCCUGCUUCGAAAGGAGCCGUCCAUAUGCCACGGAAUAUUUGGCAAUGCCCUCACUUUACGUGAUCCUGAGAGACAACAUUUCCUGGCCAUGGCGACGCCAGAGGCUGUCGCUGAGAUCAGAAAGAAGGACGGGGCUGUGUUCGAGCCGGCAGACUAUGGAAAUAGCUCUGACUACACGAUAGCCAAUGAGGGACUUCGCAACAUGCGCAAGGAUUACCUGGAUAUCACUCUUUAG
This is a messenger RNA of Diaporthe amygdali, 1098 nucleotides long. RefSeq lists its product as uncharacterized. The transcript is spliced from 3 exons. The coding region runs from base 1 to 1098 and encodes 365 amino acids. Gene Ontology annotation, cellular component: plasma membrane. Gene Ontology annotation, biological process: peptide modification; carbohydrate metabolic process. The record is from RefSeq and is a predicted model, not a curated record. NCBI's taxonomy places the organism in Eukaryota, Fungi, Ascomycota, Sordariomycetes, Diaporthales, Diaporthaceae.